Molecule: messenger RNA, 1141 nt
Organism: Triticum aestivum (bread wheat)
Lineage: Eukaryota; Viridiplantae; Streptophyta; Magnoliopsida; Poales; Poaceae
Exons: 2
Coding region: 242-379 (45 amino acids)
Source: RefSeq, a predicted model, not a curated record
GGGGAGCAGAGCGAGGGCGAGGCCGAGUACUCUGAGCACCUCAAGGUCUUCGUCGGAUACUAGUAGUCGUUACGUCCAAGGGAUGUGGCUCCGUUCAAGAUUCCGGCGUCAGUUGCGUGCUGGUUGGGGGUCCAUCGCCAAGGCUAGGUGUUUGUGGAAUUGCCUGCCUCCUUUGCAACUGCAACGGCAACGCCAGCAAAGUAAGGAACGCUAAGGCUAGGCAGAACAAGGAAAGGGAAGGAUGACCAUGCUGUGGGGGCUGGCGGCGUACAUGGUGUGGGCGGUGCUCGCCGGGUGGGUGUCGGCAUGCCUGCUGGUCGCCAACGAGAUCGCCCGCGGCAUGCGGGCCGGGGAGAUUGGCCCCUUCGUCGUGGGGUGAAUCUCACUUCGGGAAUCCUCCCUUCUGACUCCUUCAUGCAGGUGCUCUGCUCUGAACCUUCUGCUCUAGUUUCUUUGCUAGUAAAUUGAUGAACAUGGGGAUACAUUUUUUGCUUACCCUAUCUGCUCUGUAUCCUGAAAUACACGUCGGCUAUGUGUUAAUUGGCUUUGAGAUUUGUGUUUGCCAAAUAUAUUCAAGUACCUAACAAGAGGCUAAUGAGAGACUUUAUACAGAGUAGUUUUAUCUACAUCAGUUAUCGUGUAUUAGGGAGAACUGAUACAUUUUUCCAAGUCAUUUCUGUCAUGAUUAGGAUAGAGACUUCAGAGUCAGGACGUUUUGUUUUAGUGUAGUGUCAGGUUGUCCAAGGGAUUUGGAAUUGUUGCUGUGUAGAUUGUGUCCUCCAGGAUAGGAUAAGGUACUGUAAAUUUUUCUCGGCAUGAAGUAAGUUGGAGUUUGUUCAGUACUUCAGAGGCCUCGUAAAUCACUACAACAAGUGAAUGCUCAAUUGUACCAGAGCUGCGCAUGGACGUGGAGUUGUUAUACUGGUAUAGGUUAUUUUUCUUCUGGAUAAGAUAAGAUGUUGUAAAAUAGUCUCGGCUUGAACUAAGUUCAAAUUGGUUCAGUAAAUCACUACGCAAAUGAAUGCUCCAUUGCAGCAGAGCUGCACAUGGACGUGGAGUUUUUAUACAAUGGAUAACCAAGUAUUCUGCUAGGGUUAAAUUUAAUUAAGAAUGCUGUUCUGCACUUUUGCUUAUUUUACGA